Messenger RNA from Seriola aureovittata, 5583 nucleotides. Its product is annotated as myocardin. NCBI's taxonomy places the organism in Eukaryota, Metazoa, Chordata, Actinopteri, Carangiformes, Carangidae. The record is from RefSeq and is a predicted model, not a curated record. The coding region runs from base 406 to 2928 and encodes 840 amino acids. Gene Ontology annotation, biological process: smooth muscle cell differentiation. The transcript has 16 exons.
GAGGGGCAGAGAGUGAGAGGCAGAGGUAGAGAGGGUGAGUUUCUAUCGUAAGGGGACGGAGGAACCACAGAUCCUUUCUCUCCUUGCAGCUCACCUUUAGGAACAGAAAAAAACUGAGAAGUUUGGAAACAGGCGAAAGAAAGAAAAAAAGGAUAUGAAAAGAACAUGAAAGAAAGAUAUCGUCAUUAAACGCACUACGAAGUUCUCUCUUUCCCUCUCUUCCUCCAUCUCGUACCUCUCUCAAUUUAAUCUUAAAUCCACUCCAAUUUCCCCCGAGGGACUCAAUUCUCUCUUUUCCUCCAGAGACAGAAGGAGAGGGGUCCAUUCCUCCUGGUAUCGUGACACCAGGAAUUUCCUCUUUCUCUCUGCUUCACUCCCUCACUCCCUCACAACUUCCUCUCCACCAUGACACUGCUGGCCUCCGAGAGGUCGCUUCUCAUCCGGAACAAGUUCCGCUCAGUCCUGCAGUUGAGGAUUCAGAACCGAAGGCAGAGUGAAAUCAAUGCAGACCCAGGGUUGAAAUCUAUCAGUCCCCCUAAAAAAGCAGAGACAGACCAGAGUGAAGCUCUGCGUCUAACUGACGAUGGUGCCACUCAGAAGUUGCCCCCUAGUGGUCUGAACACUGAAACUGCACAAGAGAGGACUGUGUCUGGCGCCCAGAGGCAGAAGAAGGCUCGCCAGGCGCAGGACCUCACUGAGAGGAUCCAACAUCCGCCUGGACCCGUGGAGCAGCAGCACGAACACACACUGCCCCUGGAGAACCGUCCUGCCUCUUUCCCUCUGUCCGCUGAUGUCUUCGAAGAUGACAUCUCCUCCUGCUCCUCCUCCUCACCCAAUGAGCAAAAUGGUGUUCACCAAUCACCGGCCUUAUCUUCUUUGCCAGGGCUCUCAGGUGACCAGUUACUCAGUGACUUCUCAGCUGUGGGCCCGCCCCUUAACCACAGCCCCAAUCAUGCUCAGUCUGGUUUGGCGUUGCUCCCGGCAACCGAGGGCAUCAGACAACCUAUGAGUGUAACACUGGGUGAAUCGAACUCCAUGGCAACAACUGGGAGACCAAAUGGGAUGUAUCUGACCUCUCAGACCACACCCCUGCUGCCAAAGACAGCUCGCCCUCCCAGCCCUGCCUGCUCAUCAUCCCUGCCCUCCUCCCUAAACUUCAACCACCUACCGCGCCCACGGAAACCGAGGGACACCAAACCCAAGAUGAGGAAACUCAAGUAUCACCAGUACAUUCCUCCAGACCAGAGAGGAGGGUCAGGGACUGGAGGGGGAGGAGCCAAACAGAAGAGCCCUACCCCUACCCAGUCUUUAGACCCAGCCUAUUCCCAUAUCCUGAAGCAGCAGCAGGUCUUCCUUCAGCUUCAAAUCCUCCAGAACCAGCAGCAGCAGCAGCAGCAGCAGCAACAACAACAACAACAACAACAACAACAACAGCUACAACCACAACAACAGCUCACUGUUGUACCCAGCGGAGACCACAGCGAUCUUGUGAAGUCCUCUGGAGCCAUGCCCCUGAACCCCCAACCUGUUCCUGCCACAACAAACCACACCCCUAUGGACACAAACCCCACAUCCAAACCUGAGCUUCUCCCAGCAAAUCUUGUUGAUCUGACAGUGUCAGAGUUGCGGCAGCAGCUGCGUAAGCGUGGCCUCCCUGUCUCCGGUACCAAGCCUGCCCUGUUGCAGCGUCUUCGCCCCUUCCAGCUUCCCCACGCUUGCCUCACCCCUGCUCCCCUCUCUCAGCUGGGUGCCAGUGUGGAGCCCCUCACCCCGCUGCCACCCAGCCAGAGCCCUGGCUCAAGUUCCAGCUCUGGACCGGACUCGCCCAGUAGCAGCCCCAACCAACAGCUCUACAUCCAGGACAGAGGAAUUCCUAAUGGGAUUCUCGGUGAUCGUCCAAAUGGAAUUCUGAACAAUGUCCCAAACAGGUUCAUAAAUGCUGCGCCGGUCAGUUUGCCAGGUGAACAGUGCGGUCUUACCAACGCUGUCUUCCUGGCUCCUGCCAGCACCGCCUCAGGAACUCCCAGUCCCAGUCUACCCAUGUCGUCCUCCUCACCCCUGCAGUGUGGGACUCCCUGGAGAACUGAGAACGAGCAGCAGCAGCAGCAACAGCAGGAGCUGAGUGUGGAGCUGGAGAUGAGGGAGAGGAUAAGGAGCAGACCCAGGGACCGCUCCACUAACGCAGGCAAUGAGUCUUGUGAAGGAUCCCUUCAUCCCUUCCUGCAACAGGAUCCAGGAUGCUCCAGGGGGAAGCCAGAAACAGAUGCACAGACUGAGGUGUUGUUUACACAGGUGUUUUGCUUCCAACCAUGUGAUGUGAUUGGCCAGGACUUUGAGCUGCCAGUGCAGAUUACUGCGAGUCCUGUGCAGACCUUGCCAGGUGUCCGGAGUUUGGAAGAAGAACUACAAGAGGCUAUCCAGAAAGCACAGAUGGACCCUCGGCAGUCUAUAGAUGACAUUCUGGAUGAACCUAUUGCUUCUGUUGGCUCUGUCAAUGUGUCUGAUCAUAAAUCUUCUGCCCACUCUGCUCCUGGCCCUUCUCCUCCUCCUCCUCCUCCUCUUCCUUCUCCUCAAGCCGAUCAGCCCCAGGCCACCCAGCAGCACACCAGGGAUGACAACUUCCUGCCCUCGCCCCUUUGCUCCUCUCUCUUGCUGGAGCUUCCCCCAUCUCCAGCUGUGAUAAACCCCAGCCAGGUUGUCCCAGCUCCUCCCCCACCUCCCAUUUGCACCUCCCCUCUGCCGUCCACUGGGAAGUCACGGAAACGACGGGCUCCGACACCUUUUGACGCUGCUGACUGGCUUGAAACGCUGACGUCUGGCCUCCGCCCUCUUACUCCACCGACAGCUCCCUUUGUUGAGUCAGACUUCAGUCUGGAUUCAGAUCUGAAUGUCAAUCGAGUGUUGGAUCUGAUGAUAGAGCAGUGGUGAGGACUUGUGCGCACAUAUCUGUUUGUAACUCCUUUGUAUGUACAGUAGGUGAGCGUUGUAUUUUUUGAUGGUUAUUAAUGCGGCUAACUGUAUGCAUCCCACUGAGGGCACAAGAUUGUGAAUAGAGACCUCCAUCCAUCCAUCCAUCCAUCCAUCCAUCCAUCCAUCACUGAUAGGCUGUUAGAGUCACAGGCUCCACGCAAUGUCGAGAGCUGGAUUCAUUGCAGCGAUCAGAUCAAACAUGGCUUUGAUGGGGCAACGAGAGCUCAAACACACGCAAACACAUGCACGCUACGCACACAUAAACAGUACAGAGCGCUGUUUAAAAGCACUUGGGCUCAGCCAGAAAUGGCAAACAAGCAACACAUCUGUGGAUUGACACACUCCACAGCACAAUGUUUGCAGUGCAAAACAAAAGAAAACCUGGUGGCGUAUUAAUUUAAACAUGCUUCCUGACUGCACUGGGAGAAUGUUGUUUCUGACUUAUCUCCAAAACCCGUUGUUGGAUUGGGUUGAGUGUGGCCCCUGGUGUCAUUGAGUCCUAGCCAUUCAUAAAGCCCAUUUAGAGUGUGUAAAAGCCAGACAGAGCACACAGCUUGUGUGUGGCUCCAAACCUUAACCCCGGUGCCAGACACACAGUCGGCAUGCAGAGAGAGAAAGCUGGCAGAAGCUACAAACAAGCAGUGUGUGUGCGCGCGCGUGUUCGAGUAAAUGUGCAAGCUUGUGUGUGUGUAUGUUAAAGUAUGCGUGUGCUCAAUAUAUCUAUGUGUGACUGUACACACAAGACUGCUUUUGUUUGUGUCAUCGUGUCAACGCACAAAUGCUUCUAUGUAUAUUUAUCAGCAUUCACGCCAAAAGCACUUGUAGCUAUUUGUUUGCUCACAGUUAAGUGUGGCUGUCUAUGUGUGGUAUGAUUGAUCUGUGAGAGGAUACGUGUGAAAGGCACAGAGAUGAGGUGGAGGAUUUCUGUGUCCACAUUUCAGACCAGACAUUUCACUGUAGUCUCAUUGCCAGCGGGCAGUAACUCCAGUGUAGUUAUCCAGUGUAAUCAUCAGAACAACCACAUUACCUUGUUCAAGUCACUGUUCUCCAGGAGAGCAAUCAGGCAACCAGCCCACAAAUAGUCCCCAUACACAUGCACCACUCAGACAAGUGAAAGUUUCCUCAUCACUUUGUAAAAACAGGUGGUCAUUUUGUUCCCUGAUUAACCCCCAACUGUGUCUGGCCUGCUGCUCAGUGCUUACCCUGCCACUUGCAAAGCCAGAUUUAGCACAAUUUAUAACCCAACACCAAGGCCACACCUGUUCACUUAGUGUAAAUUAAUUCCACAGAUGUAUUAUUUGACAUUGUUAAAUCUUUGCUGUACAUUUCAAUAUACAAAAUGACCAUUUCUAUGAAAAGAAAAUGCACUGUAGAAUUAGCACAAAAUAAUAUGUUUGGAAAAUAUGCAACAUGUCACAUGACCAGAGGUGAAGCUGAUACAGUAAAUGCUGCACAUUUUCUUAAUGGUGACAGUGAUUUUGCUUUUAUAUUCUACAUGAUUUACUGGUCAUGCAGAAAUGGGUACAUUAUUUGUUUGCAUAAUACACGUUCAGUGAGUUAUGUCCAUUCUCAGCCCCACUUAACAUAAUGACAUUAAUGAAAAAAAAUCUGACAGAGGUUAGCUGCCAUUAACCUCUGCUGUACCAGAUAAAUGUAAUUUAGAAACAAGAUCCCAUCUACAUAAAAUUAUAUUCUGUCCUUAAUUGGCUGCAUUUCCCAUCAAUCAUUUUGGAGAGCUCUGAUUGGCUCAUUCAUAUCCGGAAAAUUAAUAUAAUUUGAUAACUAACCGGGUGUCCUUCUGUAUGACCACUUUAUUUUGACAGAAAAAGUGUUUGUCCCCUGUUGUGUCUCCAAAAUAUUGUGUUAAAAUGCUGAGUGCAAUAUGAUUUAUGUAAAGACCACAGAAACAGGCAGAUCUGAGGUCAAACUACAGUAUGUUCAUGUCAUGUUUGCUGCCAGCCUGUUUCUGAUUCUGAUGAUAAACCAGUGUCUUACUAAGCAAGACAUUCAUGGUCAGUUCUUAGAAGAAGAUAUCUGUGCAUUGGAAAAUCUUCAGCUUUAAGUUGAAGCAGUUCUUGAACAGCUUUACAGAGACAAUGAAAAAUGCAGUUAGAUGUGAAUGGAUAGCUAUGAUAAUCAUAGUGAUCAAUAAACAUUGCCUACUGCAUGAAAAAAAAAAGAAAAUUGUUUGGCAGGAGAGUAAGAUGCUACCUCCUGUGACUUCCAAUGCUUUAGGGCUUACACCAGUGUUUUCCUUGUUUCUCGUUUAAUUUCCGAACACUGGUGCAGAGUCUCCUGGAACACCCCUGAGACUGUUUCACAGGCUUGAUUAAACAUAGGUUUAAUACUUCUGCUCUAAACUGGCUUUGAAAUUGACUUGAUCUAGAUUGGAAGCUGGUAAAGACAGACGUCAACUGGAAACACUGGGGUGUUUCGGGUAACUGAGACUCUGUUGGCCAAUUCUGCUGCUAUAAAUGCCUUAUUGUGAAAUGUGAGACAAAAUAAAAUCUGUUUGCUUUUAUUUAUUAUGUAACUUAUUCAUGAAAAUUAUACCAACCUCUGUCCAAAAUGUAUUUAAAAGCAUUAAGAAAAUUAAAGUCUUAAUAGAUUUUC